AUGACCAAACUUGAUACGUUAGGAUGGCUUACAGUCCCGGCCCGUCGACACAUGAGCGGUACAGAGAAAACUACUGCCCUCUCGAAGAUGCAGUACACAUCUCCACUCCACGACAUGGGGUACAUAGACUUGAUCUCCUCUACCGUCUUUAUGGGGUUCGCCUGGGUUAUUUGGGGUUACUUCCGCAAGAGGCGCGUUAGUUCGGUGCUGAAAAAUCUCCCGGGUCCUCGAAGUACGUCAUUCUUGUACGGGCAUUUUGGCGAUUUCUUCGGUCGUCAUGGGACAGAAUUCAACAAAGAGGUUGCUCUGAAGUAUGGAGCUGUUUGUAAAAUGAACGGCAUGUUGGGGCGUACAGUCCUGUAUGUUUCCGAUCCGAAGGCACUGCACACUAUUAUACUCAAAGAGGAGCAUAUAUACCAGGAAUCUGAAGGUUUCAUCGCGGCACUGAAACUCAUUUUCGGUCCCAGCCUCACUUCUACUUUAGGGGAAGUCCACCGGAAGCAACGGAAGAUGCUCAACCCGGUCUUCUCGGUUGCACACAUGCGGAACAUGAUCCCGCUUUUCUACGGUGUCUCGUUCAAACUUCGUACUGCUAUCACCCAACGUGUUGCCCAAGGGCCUCAAGAGCUUGAUGUACUAGGAUGGACCGGCCGGACAGCUCUUGAACUUAUCGGGCAAGGCGGGUUUGGCUAUUCUUUCGAUUCAUUGACCGAGGACUCUCAAGAUGCGUUCGGAGAGGCACUGAAAGACUUGAGCCCCAAUCUGCAGAAGUUCGAUCAUUCUCGGUACUUCAUCUCAUUGUUUGCUGCACUGGGACCAGCAUGGUUACGGAGGCGCCUUGUGGAGUUGGUCCCGAGUAAGGACUUGCAGAGGGUCCUGAGCAUCAUAGAUAUAAUGACUCAGAAGUCGAUCGAGGUUUACCAGGACAAGAAGGCAGCUCUUGCUCGAGGAGACCGGGCGGUUGUUCAGCAGAUAGGAGAAGGAAAGGACCUUAUGAGCAUACUGAUCAAAGCAAACUCUGCCGCAUCCAAGGGCAACAGGCUGUCGGAAGAGGAGCUGAUUGCACAAAUCUCGUCCUUCGUCUUCGCUGGAAUGGACACGACAUCAAACUCGAUUUCUCGCAUCUUGCAUAUCCUUGCCCAGCGCCCCGAGGUGCAGGACAAGUUGCGAGAAGAAAUACUAGCGGCGGGCGCGGGAGAGAACAUAUCCUACGAAGACUUGAACAAGCUCAGUCUGCUCGAUGCGGUCUGUCGAGAAACGCUGCGUGUGUUUCCUCCUGUUACAGGGCUCACCCGCGUGGCCACAAAGGACAGCGUUCUACCCUUAUCCGAGCCUAUCAUGGGGCUCGACGGGACAUUAAUUACGGAGAUCCCGAUUCCAGAGGGCACAGAACUCAUUGUCGGGACAAUGGGGUCUAACCUGAGGCCAGCCGUCUGGGGCGAGGACUCUCUGGAGUGGAAGCCCGAACGCUGGCUGUUGCCGCUCCCCACGAAGGUCACUGACGCCUCGAUUCCUGGCGUCUACUCUAACUUGAUGACUUUCCUGGGAGGGAAGAGAGCAUGCAUUGGCUUCAAAUUCUCGGAGAUGGAAAUGAAGGUUGUCCUGUCCGUGUUGCUCUCCACGUUCCGCUUUGAAGAGUCGGAUAAGCCCGUCAUAUGGAAUGUAGGUGCCGUAUGGUACCCCACAGUGGGAUCAGAGAGCAAUGUCUCCGAGCUGCGAUUGAAGGUGUCUCUUCUUGACGCUCGGAAGGCUUAG
Molecule: messenger RNA, 1755 nt
Organism: Fibroporia radiculosa
Lineage: Eukaryota; Fungi; Basidiomycota; Agaricomycetes; Polyporales; Fibroporiaceae
Exons: 15
Coding region: 1-1755 (584 amino acids)
Molecular function (GO): monooxygenase activity; iron ion binding; heme binding
Source: RefSeq, a predicted model, not a curated record